CCGCCGUAGCUCUGCUCCACGGGGAGUAACUAAACAAGGCCUCAGCCGCCGUAGCUCUGCUCCAGAGUGGGCACCCGUCACCCGUGUGUCACGGGCACGACGAGAUUCGGCGGGGAUGGUGCGGUGGCGGGCACGGGGCCUGCUGCCUCUGGUCACCUUCGUCACACUCGUCAUGAUCCUUGGAUCUUUGCUUCAGUUAGCAUUUCUCCAUCGACUAGAUGGCUAUUCACUGCACGCAGAUAGUGAUCCAGAGGCUGGUCUUCUUCGCCUUCGAUAUGUGAAGCCUGAAGUUAUCAGCUGGACGCCAAGGAUAAUUAUUUUCCACAAUUUUCUUAGUUCAGAGGAGUGUGAUUACCUAAUGGCAAUUGCUAGACCAAGACUGCAAAUGUCCACUGUAGUGGAUGUUGCAACUGGAAAGGGUGUAAAAAGUGAUGUUCGGACGAGUUCUGGUAUGUUUGUGAAUUCUGAAGAAAGAAAAUCUCCAGUCAUUCAGGCUAUAGAGAAGCGAAUAUCUGUGUUCUCUCAAAUACCUAAAGAAAAUGGGGAGCUCAUUCAAGUAUUGAGGUAUGAAGCUAGUCAGUAUUAUAGACCACAUCAUGAUUACUUUUCUGACACUUUUAACCUGAAGCGUGGAGGGCAGCGUGUUGCUACAAUGCUUAUGUAUUUGACAGAUGGUGUUGAAGGUGGUGAAACUCACUUUCUGCAGGCAGGAGAUGGAGAGUGCAGCUGUGGAGGAAACGUGGUCAAAGGAUUGUGUGUUAAGCCAAACAAAGGGGACGCUGUUCUCUUUUGGAGCAUGGGAUUGGACGGUAACACAGACCCAAACAGUAUCCACAGCGGGUGCCCUGUUCUGAAAGGAGAGAAAUGGUCUGCGACGAAAUGGAUGAGGCAGAAGAUGACUUUCUGAUUAGAACUGGUUUGGUGGGUACAGGGAGAGUUGGUUCAGUUUUGCAUUGUAACUCGGGUGCCACUCCAGGGCAAUACCUGCAAGAACGUACAUGGAUGUCUCAUAGCAAUGCAUACAGCAACACACAUGGAUUUGGCAGGGUCACAUACUCACACUCACACCUGUGCAAUCGUGCUCCUGUGAACGCUUUGUCGUUCCAUGCCUUUUCACAGGGUUGGCGGGCGACACUGCUCUUGGAUUA
Sorghum bicolor (sorghum) is the source of this 1148-nucleotide messenger RNA. RefSeq names its product prolyl 4-hydroxylase 1. Gene Ontology annotation, molecular function: L-ascorbic acid binding; iron ion binding; procollagen-proline 4-dioxygenase activity. Gene Ontology annotation, biological process: peptidyl-proline hydroxylation to 4-hydroxy-L-proline. Gene Ontology annotation, cellular component: endoplasmic reticulum. The record is from RefSeq and is a predicted model, not a curated record. Lineage: Eukaryota; Viridiplantae; Streptophyta; Magnoliopsida; Poales; Poaceae. The coding region runs from base 116 to 907 and encodes 263 amino acids. The transcript is spliced from 11 exons.